CUGCGACCGACUGACGUCGCCAAACGCGUCUUAGGACCACCCCCUGUGGGCGUGGCUUCAUGCUACGUUCCUGCCCUCCGUUCCAGUCUCCUUGACAAGAAGCAGGGCGGGUUCUGAGCUUUGGCGCCGAUAUAGCCCAAGACAAGCGCAGAUCCUUCCUAAGCAUGUCCAUUACUGUCUGCCAGUGACACUUCAGUGUGAUUCGGACAUGUCCACUAUGGAAGUACAUGUAAAGCCACAUGCGACAGCAGACCAAGAUGUGUGUUUGAAUGAUAUAUUUAUAACUUCCCCACAAGACAAAGAAGUAUUGGUACAAGAGCAGUCAAAAAUGAAUGUACCUUCUGAUCAACUUGGUGACAAAAAGGUUCAAGCGGAUAUCGCUCAGUGUGACGGUGAUUCUUUUACUACUUCCUCUACUGACCUGAAGCUGUGGUCAACCCAGAGGGACAGUGCUGUGCAGCUGCGGAUGGAAAAGUCUGGUGUGGCCAGUCUUCCUCCAAUAACCAUUCACCAGAUGUUUGAAGAGGCUGUUCAGAAAUACGGGGAUUAUGUUGCUCUUGCAUCCACAGAGGGAGAUCAAUGGGUUAAACUAACAUACAAGCAAUACUAUGAGCAAUGUAGAUUAGCUGCUAAAGGAUUCAUUAAGUUGGGUUUGGAGCAAUACCAUGGAGUGGGCAUUCUGGGGUUCAACUCUGCUGAGUGGUUCAUAGCUGAUAUAGGAGCUAUACUUGCUGGGGGAUUUUCUGUGGGCAUCUACACCACAAACUCAGCAGAUGCAUGUCAUUAUGUUGCAGAAAACUGUGAGGCUAACAUAUUGGUGGUAGAAAAUCACAAGCAGCUUCAAAAAAUUUUACAGGUUCAGGACCAGUUGCCUCAUUUGAAAGCAAUUAUACAGUACAAAGAAGAAUUAAAAGAGAAGCGACCCAACCUAUAUACAUGGGCUGAGUUCAUGGAGCUGGGAAAGGAUGUCCCAGAUGUGCAGCUGGACCAAUUGAUUUCUUCCCAGAAGCCUAACCAGUGCUGCACUCUGAUUUACACAUCGGGAACUACAGGGCAGCCUAAGGGAGUUAUGUUGAGCCAUGACAAUAUCACUUGGACAGCCACUGCAGCUGGAAGGACAGUUUGUCUCAGAGAGGCAACUGACCAACAAGAGAUAGUCGUCAGUUACUUGCCCCUUAGCCAUAUUGCUGCACAGAUGAUAGACAUCUGGUUGACUAUGAAGCAUGGUGGAGCCACUUAUUUUGCUCAGCCAGAUGCUUUGAAGGGGUCAUUGGCAAACACCCUAAAAGAAGUAAGACCAACUGCAUUUAUGGGUGUUCCUAGGGUGUGGGAGAAAAUGCAGGAGAAAAUGAAGGCUGUAGGAGCCAAAUCUUCCACCAUCAAACGCAAAGUGGCAUCUUGGGCAAAAGGUGUAGGCUUAGAGGCAAACUUGAAGAGGAUGAAUGGAGCCUCUCCCCAACCAGUAAAGUAUCAUGUUGCCAAAAAAUUGGUGUUUAAAAAAGUGCGCAAAGCUCUUGGCUUAGACCGCUGUACAAAAUGCUACACUGGAGCUGCUCCAAUUACAAAGGAUACUCUAGAAUUUUUCCUCAGCCUCAAUAUUCCUGUAUAUGAACUUUAUGGUAUGAGUGAAAGCUCUGGUCCUCACACUAUUUCUCUCCCAGAUGCCUUCAGAAUUACCAGUUGUGGAAAAGUAAUAUCUGGUUGCAAAACAAAAAUCUACCAGCCCGAUAGUGAUGGGAGUGGAGAAAUAUUAUUCUGGGGUCGACAUGUCUUUAUGGGUUACCUAAACAUGGAGGACAAAACACAGGAAUCCAUAGAUGAAGAAGGCUGGCUGCAUUCUGGAGACCUUGGCAAACAUGAUGACAAAGGAUUUUUAUUCAUUACUGGCAGAAUUAAAGAGCUCAUUAUUACAGCAGGAGGCGAAAAUAUCCCUCCUGUGCCCAUUGAGGAUGCCAUAAAGGAACACAUACCAAUAGUUAGUAAUGUCAUGGUAAUUGGAGACAAGAGAAAAUUUCUUUCCAUGCUUCUGACCCUGAAGUGCAAUGUGAACUCUGACACUGGAGAACCAGAAGAUGAACUGACUACUGAAGCCAUUGAGUUUUGCCAGAAAAUUGGCAGUAAAUCUACAAAGGUAUCUGAUAUAGUUGGACACAGAGACAAGCUGGUAUAUGCUGCUAUUCAUGAAGCUGUGAACUCUGUAAAUGAGAAAUCUACAUCAAAUGCACAAAAGGUCCAGAAGUGGAUAAUUCUUGAAAGGGAUUUUUCUAUUGCAGGAGGAGAACUAGGUCCCACUAUGAAACUGAAGCGACCAGUGGUUUCCAAAAUGUAUAAAGAAGAAAUCGACAGCUUUUAUCUGGAUGCUGUGACGCCUACUGAUGUCAUACCUUCAAAGUAGUGUUCUUUCAGUGUAGCCAUAAUCUAACUUGUCGUGUGGGUGUUUGGCUUUGUCUAAUAUCCCCACUCAUUGGGUCCAUCAGGAGUUCUGUUAUGAAUAAUUUUUUUUUAUUUUUUUUGCUUUACCAUAUAGAAACACUUAAUUCUGUGAUCACUGUCUUGCUCAUGGUUUAGUCAGUGGGGCCUAGAUGUUUUUGGAAGGAUAGAAUUGGUUUCUCAUGAGUGCCUCCUGAGUGCUGCUGAAAAUCUCCCUGAAUCACAUAGUCUUCUGGUUUGGCAGCAAUUCUAACAUUUUUAUCUCCAUACAUUGUAUGACCUUCCAGGAUUUAGGCACGUAUGUAUAUAAAUGCUAUAGAUUCUGUCAGCCUAAUGGAAUAACUGGAAGGCUUGUGAAUAUGAAGGAAAAUGAGCCAAAAACAAACUUUGAAUUCUAAACUUGCACACCAAAAAGCAGAAUGUCCUAUAUAACGGAAUAGAUGUAAGGUUUGAAUGUUUUAUGAACCUAAGGUUGAUGUAUAAAGUAAAUUAUUUAACUUUUUCAUCCUUUUUUGUAAUUUUUGUUUUUUCUUAUUGUAAAACAAAAUGCCGAAUAUUUGUAAAUGUUUAUGUAACUUGUAAAAUUUUUGCUUUAUGAAGUGUUUUGUGUUUUUUUUUUAAUUUAAAUUUUUUUUUUUUUUUUUUGCUUUAUUGGCACUAUAUAACUGCUGCCUAAUGCUUUGUAAAUUUAACAUACUGGUUUGGGGAAGUUCACAGUAAUUUAAGCCGCUACUGUUCAUGCAAAUGAUCUUCAUUGUGCUCUUUAUGGAAACAGUGAGGGGAUGAUCUACAGUUAGGUCUUCAAUGCAAAUGUUUUUGGGGGUAAAUAUAACAAGGAGGUUAUUCAAAGUAAAUUUGAAUAUCUGACACUUCGCACAACUUAUUUACUUAUUUGGGUGUUAGUGGUUACUGGGUUUAUAGUCUGCGGCAGAUAUGCACUAGCAAAGCACCAAGAUGAAGCAGACAUUCUGACCUGGGAGAGCUUUUUAGAGGACAAUACAAUUUCAGGAUGCCACUUUUUUAAAUUAUGCACUAGUCACACAGUGUGACGCUCUGUGACCAGCUUAGGACAGGUAUGCAAUACUAGUGUUUGAUCUUUGGAACAUGGUUAAUUGUUUAUUGAAUAAACAUUCUAUUUACAUCCAUA
Molecule: messenger RNA, 3577 nt
Organism: Hyla sarda
Lineage: Eukaryota; Metazoa; Chordata; Amphibia; Anura; Hylidae
Gene: ACSBG2
Product: acyl-CoA synthetase bubblegum family member 2
Exons: 16
Coding region: 209-2395 (728 amino acids)
Cellular component (GO): membrane; endoplasmic reticulum
Molecular function (GO): long-chain fatty acid-CoA ligase activity
Source: RefSeq, a predicted model, not a curated record